UGAAAAUGGAUUACUAUGGCUUUACGCUUCAUGAGCUUGGCCUCAAACACACCGAAGAUGUCGAAGGCUUCAUCGGCCAGAUCAUUAAGAAUGAUUUUUAUGAGAAAUUGGUCAUUAUUGGAUUCCCUUAUGAUCAGAUAUUAAAGAAAAUCGAUGCAAAAGAGUUAAAAGUUGGGGCUCAUUAUGGCCCUGACUCCUUCAGAAGAUUUAUCAGAACCUGUGGAGUGCUAGACAACAGAGAGUUUGGUAUAAAAAUUGAGAACAUCAAGAUUGCAGAUUAUGGAAAUGUUGUUGCUCAUAAAUCAAUGUGCGAGUUUAGCUUAGAAGAGAACCAACAGAAGUUGUUUAUUAAAUCUUUGCUUACUUUUGAGAGGAACCAGGUUAACUUCAUAAUGGGAGGCACAAGAGACUACACUCCAUUUGUUAGCAAAGCUCUAAUCAGCCAUAAAUAUUACUCUCUGGAAGAUAACCAAGAUAGGGAAAAGUACAACAAGACCUUAAUCAUAUCUUUGAGUAGCAUUUGAGAUGAUGAAAAGAUAGAAGAGAACGGAUUGGUGACUCCUUUCAACAGACACACUUAUCUGAGGAACAUGGAAGAAUUUGUGGAGAGUCAGUCACAACUGAUCCUUCUUGGUGCCUAUGAGGAACACAAAGCAGUUGGUGAUAGUCAGUUUAAAGUUAUCCCUAGAGAAGAGAUAGAUCUUGCAUCACCAGAGAACCCAGAGGACUUCCCUGUUCCCAUAGUCACAAAGGCUGGGAAGUACUUCUAUCAGCUACUAAAAGAGUCUUCAGACAUAUUCAAGUGAAUCCAAGUGGAUUAUAACAUCCAAAUGGCAGAGGCUUUCUCUACAGAAGAGAUGAUUGAAAUAAUGUUUUUGAGUGGAUACUUCAACGAGGUGAAAUCAUGAACUAUUAGUGAAUACAACCCUAGACUUGAAGAUAUCAUCACAGGCCAGCUCUGAGCAGAGAUGUUCUACUACUAUACACUUGGGGUUGAGCUCAGGGAAAAGAACUCCGAAGUGAAGUUUGUCAAACCUACUCCAAAAGUCAAGAAUAUAUUCACUGAAGGAUCCUUGUAG
Moneuplotes crassus is the source of this 1079-nucleotide messenger RNA. The record is from the annotation of a GenBank genome assembly. Lineage: Eukaryota; Ciliophora; Spirotrichea; Euplotida; Euplotidae.